UGGACACAUAUUUCUCGCGCGGCCAGCUGCGCAGCCAGAGCUUUGAAAAUGUCGCGCGCUGAUCACGGUACAUAACCUCCGGUUUUUCACAUUUCGCUUUCCGUUCUCUUUGAUUCUCAUUCCCGGCUCGUCCCUCAUUCUUCGGCGGUGAGCUAAUCUUUGAUCCUCGCGGAUGUGAUAGUGCGGAUUUAGUUUUUCCCCCGUUACUUUUGGUUCUUUUAGUUUUCAAAGCUCGCCGCUUGCCACUCAACCUGAACCGCCGGACUACUUAAAGCUAUUAAUGGCCCUACCGUUGUUUAAAAUAAUCAUUGGAUGCACAAUUAUUCUGAGUGAUUAUGUGUUCAGUAUAGGUGUAUUAGAGAGGUCAUCAAAUUGUCCCAAACCACCAGAAGAAUGUCCGAAUGUAAAUAUUACCUUCCACCUAUACAACAGGCGGAUAAAAAAUUACAAUGGCUACCAGUUGAAAGAAAAUGAUACAACAACGUUACAGAAUGCACCUUUCAUCAAAAAUAAACAAGUCAUUGUUUCCAGUCAUGGAUACACUGGGCAUCUGCAUUAUGCUCCCAACCCAGAGCUUAUUGACGCUUACAACAGGAUGCCGGACCCGGUGAACAUCAUCGUCAUCAACUGGGGGCGCCUGUGUCCGCAGCCGUGUUACACUCAGUCGGCCCGCAACGUAGCCCUCGUCGGCAACUGCUCGGCCCUCUUCAUCGAAGCCCUUCUCCAGCACCAGACCUGGUUCACACUCAAGGACAUCCAUUUCAUCGGCUUCAGCCUCGGGGCCCAGGUCAUGAGUCAGAUCUCCCAUAAACUUACCAUCGGCAAACCAUAUUGGAUCACGGCGUUGGAUCCAGCGUGGCCUUUGUUCGACACAAUGACGACAUACGCAGAGGAGCGACUGGACAUCACCGACGCGGAUUUUUUGGACGUUUAUCACACAAAUGCCGGCUACAAAGGACAACUCACGAGUAUCGGUCACGUUGACUUCUACGCCAAUCAUGCUCUACUACAGCCUGGAUGUGGCACAAACUCCUCCUGUAAUCACGUGCGGGCAGUUUACUACUACGCUGAAUCCAUCUACACGAAAGUAGGGUUUUACGCCUACUCGUGCCUCAGUAUUUUGACCCACCUCACAGGAUUCUGCAAACCUGGCCCAGGAGACGAGCUAGUCCUUCUGGGAGCGCAUGUAAACCAUAGUACCCGGGGGACAUAUUACUUCACAACGAAUGACCAGUACCCAUUCGCAAGGGGGAAGGUCUUUGACACGCAAGAAGAGCCCAUCCAAGCGGAACACCACAUGCAAUCGGUAGAGCCAGUUCAACCUAUGCAACGUCCACUUCCAAUUGAUCUCAGGCUCUCGGAAAUCAAAGCAUCGCCCAAGCCUUCCUCGUGAUAUUGACAUCAAUCAUACUUUACUCUUGGAUCAAACUCAGAGAAUGUAUUGCUGGUGUGCGGAAUGCCCAGCAGCCUGAUUCUGUGACUCACGCCGAAUGGACGUGUAACAAUUCUUGAAAGCUGGCCACACUGGGCUUCGUCCAUUUAAAUGGACAUAGAAAUCGGCAAUAUCGAUAAAAAUCGUUGUAAUCGAUUUCUAUUGAUUCUAAGUGAGGCAAGCUCCUCUCGACAUUUAUAAUGAAGUUAAAUCGAGGCAGAAGAGCAUUGCCAACUUUCAAGAAUAUGUAUUAAUUUUGAAUAGAGCGAAUUAAUGGGAGAAUUUUAAGUUUUUCAGUGAAAAUAUAUUAUUGACAUCAUAAUAUUGUCAACCAAUUUAUGGAAAGCUGUAAUAAAAAUCCAAUUUUUGAGAAUAAGCGCAUAAGAUAACGUGCAACUCACGAUUUGAAUCCAUAUUUUGAGAUGUGGACUAGAAUUAGACUACAAUGGAUAGCGUGAUGCGUAUCCACGCAAAUUGCCUUCUAGAUUACAAAUGUGUAGGAUAUGUUAUUAUUGUAUAAAUUGUUUUGGAAUUAUUUAAUUUUAAUUUAUAAAUCUCUGCAAAGUCAAAAACAUCUUAAGAUUCUCUAGUUCUGGUUUACUUUUAAAAUUGUAAACACCGUUGGUGCUGUUAUGCUGGAUUGCACCUUAAAUUCCCCAAAGCAUUCCUAAUUGUUCGGUUUCUUCUAUGAUGGUAAUCUUACAUCUAGAAAAGUGUUAUUAUUGGGGAUAUUGAAUUCCGUUAAGCAUGCGAAUUUCAUCUAGAUUUUAUCAAGGAAGAAGGGAGAAACCCUUGCAAAAUAACAAUGCAUUGUGUAUUCGCACACGCUUCAAAA
Bemisia tabaci is the source of this 2267-nucleotide messenger RNA. The record is from RefSeq and is a predicted model, not a curated record. NCBI's taxonomy places the organism in Eukaryota, Metazoa, Arthropoda, Insecta, Hemiptera, Aleyrodidae.